AUGAAUGAAGAAAUAUUAAGUAAAUAUGUUUCUAACAAUACUAUAAAUAAUACACCUUAUAAUAAUUAUUUUUGUACGAAAAAAAGAAAUAAAAUGAAAUAUGAAGACAAUACAGAAAAUGGCCAUGUAAAUAAAAAAGCAAAGUUGUCAUUGUAUGAAAAUUUUGAAUUAAUAAAAAAAAAAAAAUUAAAUGAAAAUGAUGUAUGUAUAGACCAUUUUAAGGAUAUGGAAAAGUAUAUUGAAAGAAUACAAGAAUUAAAAAGUAUAUAUGAUUUUCUUUUUGAUGAUAAUUUAAGUAAUAGUCAUGAUAUUUUAUGUGUUAACAAAAAAUUUUGUAGCAUUGAACUUAAUGAUAUUAUUGAUAAAAAUAUUUUCUUUGAUGAUCCACCAGAAAAUUGUAAUUUAUCUAACUAUGAAAAAACAAAUAUUAAUAAUACUAAUGCAUUAAUAAAAAAAAAAAGGAAAGAAGGAAAUAAUAAAAAUAUUAGUGAAAAUAUAAAAGAAAACUUAGCUUUAGUAAAUAAUAUAAAUAAAAAUGAACAAUAUUUACAAUUAAAGAGUGAUAAUCUAACAAUAGGUAAAAAAUUCUUGAAUAGUGUAUCUAAUCAAUUGUUGUAUAUUGAUGAUUUAUCUAUGUAUGAUGUUUUAUUAUUAUUUUCUUUUGUUAUUCAAUUGCAAAAUGAGCAAAAAAACAACGAAAAGGAAGAAAGAAGUUUAGAAAUAAUUGCAAAUAUUGAUGAAUUUAAAACUAAUUCCUAUUGCUUAAAAGAAAUAUAUAAAUAUUAUUAUAAAGAAAGGAGUUUUCAAUGCUUUACAUGUGGCCUACGGUUUUAUACAAGUUUAGACAAAUUAAAUCAUAUAGAAAAUCAUUAUAAAAAAAAUAAAAAUUACAUGAACAGUUCAGAAAAAACGGGUAUAAUUAAAAAUAAAAAAAAUAGCAUUUAUCUUGACCAUGUAAAUUUAUCUAUUGAAUUUUUUAUAUGUAAAAAUUAUUCUUUUCUUGAAGAUUUAUAUGAUAAUGUUGUUACUAAAAAUAGUAACUCCAUUAAUUUUCAAAAUUCUUUUGAUUCUAACAUAAAAAAUAGUUUUGAUAAUUAUAAUAAUAUAAAUAAUUUACUGAAUCUUAAGAGAGAUAGUAAUUUGAAUAAUCAAAUAAAUUUAAGUAGUGAGAUAAAUUUUAAAAAUGAUAAGUAUGAUUCUAAUAUUGAAAUAAAUUUGAAUAAUCAAUUAAAUUUAAAUGAUAAAAAUAAAGUUAUUUCUAAUAAGAAUAAUGACGAAAAUAAUGAAAGUAUUUCAUUUUAUAUGAAUAAUGAAAAUAUAUCAAGUGAAGAAAAUAAUAUGUGUACAAAUGAUAAAAACAUUGAAAAUAUAUUUGAUUUUACUAAGAAAUGCAAUGAUAUCGAUAGUUUUUAUUAUUCAAAUCAGAAUGUAUCAGAAAAAAAUAUUAAAGAAAAAAACAGAACCAAUUUGGAAAAUGAUAUAAAAAGUACUUCAGAUAAUAAUAAUAAAAUUAACUGUUUUGAUUUUAUAUAUGGUAAUCAAAAUACUUAUGAUGUUUAUUUAUCGAAAUAUUAUACUAUUACUGAAGAUAAUAAUGUACUUAUAAAUUAUAUAGAUGGGGUUACUAUGUAUAAAAAUAUUAUGAAAUGUUUAGAAAUAAAAGAUAUUUUGAGUUAUGAUUUUCCUUCUUGGAUUCCUAAAAGAAGUAUAGAUAGCUUUUUUAUUAAAAGAGUUACAGAAAUGAAUCAAAAUAUAGGUAAUCAAAAAAAUGUUAGUAACAUUUCAAUAAAUAAAAGCACGAAUAAUUUUUUCACUAAUAACAAUAGUGAUAAUAAUAAAUACAAAGAAAAUUUAGGUAUGCAAAAUAAUAUAUGGAAAAUUUGUACAAAAAAUGAUUUCUAUGUUAGCAAAAACCUGUCUCCAUUAAAUGUUUUUUUAUCAACAUCAAGAGGAUUUAAUAAUAAAUCAAAUGAAAUAGAAAAUGUUGCAUUUCAUAAGAUAGAUAAGAAAAAUUUAAAUAAUAUAACAAAUUUUAAUACUUUCUUUAAAGGUAUUAAUAAUAAUUUAAAAGAGAAUAAAUGCAUAUUAAAUUUGGAAGAAGAACAAAUUUUUACUAAUAAGCAUACAUUAAAAUCACAGCAAGUAGAUAUACAGGAGAGUAAAGGGAAUGACAUUUUAAAAAGUCAAGAGUUGUAUUCCGAUUCUAUAUUUCAAAAUAUUCUUCGUUCUUUUCUUAAUAUUUUUAAUGAAAAAUAUUUUUUACAGAAUAAUGUUUUUAAACAUAUUUUUCUUUUCUAUUUAAGAAAAUCUUAUUUUUUAAUGCUUAAAAAUUUUGAAAACAACGUUGAAUUCAACGAAAUUCAAAGUAGACUAUUUAAUUAUAUUUACGAUAAUUAUACUCAGAAAAUAUCUAUAUUUGAUAUAAACAAUUAUCAUCAUAAUAAAUGUAUGUUAUGCAAAGAAGUGUUUUCUUUCGAUUAUUCCUAUGAACAUAAUGAUUUUUAUUAUGUAGAUGUUAUUUCUGUUGACCUAAAUAAUAUUUUUGAAGAUGAUGAAAAAGAAGGUUAUGAUUUUAAUCUAAGUGCAGAUAAAAUAAAUGAAGCAUGUGAAUGCAUAUAUAAUGAAAAAAUAUAUGAUAUAAUAAAUAAUGAAUCAAAUAAUACAGAGGAAUUUUUUAAUACUGAAGAAACAACAAAAAAGGAGAAUAUUAAGGAAUGCUCAUUAUAUGAAUUACAUUUCAAUAACAAAAACGAUAUAAUAUUUAAUUCAAUAAACAUUGAUGAUUUUUUUGAAGAUAUUAAAAAUUUGAUUAAUGAAAAUUGCUUUUUAAGAAGAUCUUACAUAGAAUCAUCUUUAGAUUAUAAUUAUCAAAUAAAAAAUUUCAAAAAAAAGAAAAAAAAGGAUGAUUUCAUUUAUCACUACAAUAACUUAUUUAAAAGUUUUUGUAUUCCUUAUGAAACAUUAGAUAUAUUAUAUAAAUUACAGAAAGAAAGCAUAGAGAAAAAUAAAAUAAGUACCCAAAUAAAAGAUUUCUAUGUAAAAAAAGAAUUCGUAAUUGAAGAAAUUAACACAUUUACAAAAAAUUUUGAAAAUAUUAUUAAUGAUAUAACUGGUGAUUUAUUAGAAAAUUCUUAUAAAAAUAGAAGCAAAAUAAAUUCUUUUAAGGAAAUAAUAAAAAGCUAUAUAUAUUACGAUAAUAAAAAAAAAAAUAUUUAUAGUAGCUUUUACUUUCCUUCAAAAAAUUACAUUCAUACCAACUUUACUUACUUUCACAAAGAAUGCUUUAAAAAUUAUAUAGAAUAUUAUAUAUUGCCAUAUUAUUUUUUAGGAAAAUUAAAUGAUAAAAAAUUUAAAGAAAUAAUUAUAUCAACUAUUAAAAAUUUUUUUAAUGCAUACGAGAAUAUUUGUAAAUUCAUAAACAGAGACAAACAAAACGUUAGUCAUGAAUUAAAAAAACAGAGGAUAAAAAAAGAAAAAAUAAAAAAGAGAAAACAUUUUUAA
Plasmodium relictum is the source of this 3501-nucleotide messenger RNA. Its product is annotated as conserved Plasmodium protein, unknown function. NCBI's taxonomy places the organism in Eukaryota, Apicomplexa, Aconoidasida, Haemosporida, Plasmodiidae. Bases 1 to 3501 code for a protein of 1166 amino acids. The record is from RefSeq and is a predicted model, not a curated record. The transcript has a single exon.